AUAACAACAACAACCAGGGAUUAGGCAUCAACCGAGCAAUCAGCAAGUCGGUUUAAGUCAAAGCAGCAUGGAAUACCCCCGAGGACUGUAAGUGUGGACAGCUGCUCCAGAUCUGUGUGGAGAACACGGGAGGGAGGAUCUUUGAUGACCAUUCACGAGAUGAAGUGGCUGCCGCCAUGACCGGAGAACAGAAAUAGAAAAGGGAACCACUGGAUUUUGAAGAGCAUGCGUCAGCAUUAACACUGCUCAGUGGCAGUGGAGAGAGGGAGUUGUAGUGACCGUCUUGGUCAUGGUCGUGCCGUGCAAAAACGGAGCGAUAGAAAUAGGGUCGUCACGUCCGUCAUUUCAGUUUUGACUACAGCCCCUCCAGUUUGGACUUAUUGAAGACCACCAGAUGCUGGGAAAUUCAAACCGCAAGGGUUUUGUUUUCCGCCGUGUUCUGUCUUCAACGAGGAUUAUUUGUCCAGAGCUCGCCAGAACGCUCCAUCAAAUCAGUUCUCGCAAAGAUCAGCACCUGGUCAGUGAGCACGGACAUCACCGCUGAACCGUGAACUCUUUGUCGAAGCUGACUCAACCAAAACGGGGACGACAAUGAAGGUGGGAGUAUUGCGGUCCGGCAUAUAAAUGAACUCCGCUGAUGCGGAAACACUGUCACAGGUUGUCUAAUGAUGGUGCGGAACUCGAAGCGAGCUGACCAAUCGUUUUGACGAAUCGCGCACUCGAGCUGGACUUUGAGGAAAGAAGCACACUGAAGCAAAUAUUGGGGAGGUGUUGAAGAACUGCCAUGGGGGAGACCGCUGAAUACCAGCGGCUACAGGAAACCUCCGAAUGUGACUAUGAUGCCCUACCCAGCGAUGAUGAAGAGAAACUGGGCAAUAGCAUGCAGUGCGAGGAAGGCACAGAAUGGCUGCUGGAGCUGCUGGUGGAAGUACAGUUGCAGCAAUACUUCCUGCGGAUCAGAGAUGACCUGAACGUCACACGGCUGUCCCAUUUUGACUAUGUCAAGAAUGAAGAUCUUGAGAAGAUCGGCAUGGGACGACCCGGGCAGAGACGACUGUGGGAGGCUGUGAAGAGGAGGAAAGCAAUGUGCAAGCGCAAGUCAUGGAUGAGCAAGGUUUUUAGCGGCAAGCGUCCAGACGGGUGUGACUUCUCCCAGCAGGGGCAGCCCGCCUCUUCCUUCCGCAAGCUGUCUCCCACACCUCCCCUGGGCCUGAUGGAGGGGGUCCUGGCCAAACAGCCCGCCGGAGGUCGUCCUCUCGAUGGCCAGCAGCAGGCUCUGACAUGCCUCAUCCCCGAGAAAGACCUCAUGCUGCUCGAGAAGCUGGGGGAUGGAUCUUUCGGAGUAGUUAACAGAGGAGAGUGGCUGACUCCUGCGGGAAAUAUGAUUAAUGUCGCUGUGAAAUGUUUGAAGACCGACGUGCUCAGCCAGCCUGACGCGCUGGAGGACUUCAUCUGUGAGGUCAACACCAUGCACUCGCUGGAUCACCAGAACCUCAUUCGCCUCUAUGGUGUGGUGCUCACACACCCAAUGAAGAUGGUGACCGAGCUCGCCCCGCUGGGUUCCUUGCUGGAGCGGCUGCGGUGCGUCCACCCGCAGGGCCCGGUGCUGAUCCACACCCUGUGUCAGUACGCCGUGCAGGUGGCCUGUGGCAUGGCCUAUCUGGAGCAGAGGAGGUUUAUCCACAGGGAUCUGGCGGCCAGGAACAUUCUGCUGGCAUCAGCUCACCGAGUGAAGAUCGGUGACUUUGGCCUGAUGAGGGCGCUGCCGAACAAUCAUGAGCACUACGUCAUGCAGGAGCACCGGAAGGUUCCCUUUGCAUGGUGCGCCCCAGAGAGUCUGAAGACCAGAACGUUCUCUCAUGCCACCGACACCUGGAUGUUUGGGGUGACUCUUUGGGAGAUGUUCACACAUGGCCAAGAGCCUUGGGUGGGCCUUAACGGCAGCCAGAUCCUGCAUAAGAUCGAUAAAGAAGGCGAACGUCUCCCGAAGCCAGAGGACUGUCCACAGGAUGUCUUCAAUGUCAUGUUGCAGUGCUGGGCACAGAAGCCAGAUGACAGACCUUCCUUUGUGGCCCUUCGAGAGUUCCUGCUGGAGACCAUGCCCACAGACAUGUGUGCGCUGCAAGACUUUGAGGAGCAGGACAAGCUACUGAUCCAGCUUGAUGAUGUCAUCACAAUCAUUGAGGGCAGAGCUGAGAACUAUUGGUGGCGUGGUCAAAACAAACGUACCCUGAAGGUGGGACAGUUCCCCAGAAACGUGGUGACGUCAGUGGCGGGUCUGUCGGCUCAUGACAUCAGCCGGCCGCUCAAGAACAGCUUCAUCCACACGGGCCAUGGCGACGUGAACCCGCAUCGCUGCUGGGGCUUCCCAGACAGGAUUGAUGAUUUGUAUCUUGGGAAUCCCAUGGAUCCUCCGGAUGUUCUCGGUUUGGACCUCAGUGCAGCUCGGCCCACUCUGCUACCAGGACGAGCCAAACAGGCGCGUCCUCCUCGCCCUCCUCAACCAACCGCGCUAAUCAAGAAGCCUUCUUAUGAUCCAGUGAAUGAGGAUGAGGACUUGACAUCUGCGGGACUGAAGAGGCUGUCACUUCGGAAAGCCGGCCUCAAACUUCGACCGACGGCGUGGGUCUCCUCUUCCAAACAUGGGAACGACAAGAACCACCACCCCGGCGGCGAGGUGUCCCUUAUCGACUUCGGGGAGGAGUUCGCCCCAUCCACGCCAUCCCCGUCGCCCGUGGUCGAAGUCCCGAUCCCCUGUCUCGCAAAGCUGGCUUUGGAUGCAGAGAACCUCUUGGACCGGACGCCGCCGCAGAGCCCGUGCAAGUCGUUACCCCGUCCUCUCCACCCCACGCCCGUCGUGGACUGGGACGCCCGGCCCUUGCCCCCGCCCCCGGCCUACGACGACGUUGCCCAAGAUGAAGACGACAUGGAGGUGAGUUCCAUCAACAGCAUGGGACAGCAUCUUGAUGAAGACCAGAGGGAUGUCCACGUUCCUGAAGCCAACGUCUCCCCGGUCCUAGAAAAGCAAGCCUUGGAGGACAACCUCUUCCUGCCCAGCAAGCACAGCCAGGGCCUCACUACCUCAUUCUGCCAGUCUGCAGAAAUAUUCCAGGAACUGCAGCAAGAGUGCAUGAAGAGGCUCAAUGUGCCGAUGUGUCUGCAGACCCCCCACUACCACGGACACCUCUCCUCCUCUGAGGACAAACCCCAGAUCCCGCCUCGCGUCCCUAUUCCCCCGCGCCCAAUUAAAAAGGGUGACUACUCAUCAGCUCGUUGGUCGAGGGACCUCUCUCUGUCCCCGACCCCGGCCGACGCCAAUGAAGACAUUUCCAGCUCAGGACGCGGUCGGCCACCGCAGAUCCCUCCCAGGGAACCGUUGUCUAGGACUCCCAGCCCCAUAGGCCUGGUAGUGGGCUCCCCACAGCAGAGAGUCUACUCUGUCAGCCCCAUACCCACGCAAGUUACCACUUGCCCCUCCACACACGCCUACAGCUCCUUCCUCUCAACCUCGCCGAGUAAAUUCAUGCCUACCACGCACAGCUUUGCCUCCGAUCCCAAGUAUGCCGCACCCAAAGUGAUCCAAGCACAGGGGAAGGGGGUGGUUCACAAAGGCCCCUGCAUCCUGCCCAUAGUCCGUGAUGGACGUAAAGUCAGUAACACACAUUAUUACCUUCUGCCAGAGAGGCCGCCUUACCUUGACCGAUACGAUCGCUUCUUCAGGGAGGCUGAGAGCUUGACUGGCAACAGUGUGGAUGACAAACACGUACGACAAGCUAACACCGCGACUGUUCGACCCAUGGUGCUCAGCAGCCAGACGUCGCAGGUGCAUGCAGGACAAGGGAUUGUUCCGCUGGGCGAUCUGAAGGCGAAUUAUUCCUCGGACAAUAACAACGGUCUUGGACCACGGACAGGAAUGAAGGCAUCAGUUAGUCUCUCUGGUAUCUGUGCAGAGGCUUUGACAACAACCUGUCCCACGACAGACGGAUUAGGAAACUCGGCAGACAGAGUCAAAGAGGUUCAGGGGGUGGUCCACGGCGUGACGAUAGAAGAGUGCCGAACUGCACUGCAGAACCACAACUGGAGUAUUGAGAAAGCCGUGCAUUACCUGAAGGUGGAGCAGCUGUUCUGUUUGGGUCUGAGCAGCAGGUCUGAGUGUCAGAAGCUGCUGGAGAUGUGUGACUGGAACCUGGAAGAAGCCAGCACGCAGAUGUUGGAUAACUACGGCUCGAGCACGCAACAAAGACGGUGACAAGACUGGUUCUGAUCGGAACUUCAUCCUCAAUGAAACAUCCAGCAGAGCGGCUCUUGGACCAUCCCGUGAACCCCUUCAGUCACACCUAUUCAUGCUCCUGGUGGACUGGUCAGAACUUUCACUUCUGCACUUAUUAAGAGUUUUUUUUAAAAAAGCGUCGUCCAAAGCAGACAAGACAACAAUCUUCCUGGCAGCGUCGGAUCCUUUUACUCUUUUACUGUUUUUAGCAAAGAUCUUUUCCUUCAAGUCAUUAAAAAAAAAAGGUAUGGCUGGAAGGGAACCUGGAAGGGUGGAAAAUGAGUCGUCGGACAGCACAAAACACAAAGAAGCACUUUUGCUGAAAAUGUUCCCACUUUUGUCGAGACGUGGUCAAGAACUUAGUCUUAAUAGAACUCCCGAGUGCAAUUUGCUUUUUAGAUCCAUUUCCAAAGUAAAGAAAAGAGUCGUGAUACAGUCGUCCCUUGUUUAUCGGCUCUAAUUGCGAGUAAACAAAAAAACGCAUUAAUCUCUUAAAGCCCGAGCUGUUUGUUUACAUGCUUUUUUUUCUUUUUUCUUUUUUUUUUUUCUCUUUGCUAAUUGGACCCUAAUUAGAAUAAAAACCAAUAAUCAUUUUGGAUAUGAUGUACUUAGUCCAUAAGUACACAAACGUGUACGUCAUGUUUUGUGACAUGCUAAUUCUUAUUUUUACACUUUUUUUUCUUCCUAAUUCCAUAGUAGGUUAUACUCUUCUGACACCACCAGAUGGCAGUAUAAGUGUCCACAUAAGUGGCCGUAAGACCCCAAUUCAGGUAGUGUACACAAUUUUGGAAAUAAGAGCUAAAAGGUGUGACGUCCACGCAUGUGGCCACUAAGGCCUUUAGAGCAGGGGUGUCAAACUCGUUUUCAAUGAGGGCCACAUCGCGGUUAUUGUUGCCCUCAGAGGGCCGCUUUUAACAAUGAGUAAUAUAUGAAUA
Molecule: messenger RNA, 5205 nt
Organism: Nerophis lumbriciformis (worm pipefish)
Lineage: Eukaryota; Metazoa; Chordata; Actinopteri; Syngnathiformes; Syngnathidae
Gene: tnk2b
Product: tyrosine kinase, non-receptor, 2b
Biological process (GO): signal transduction; protein phosphorylation; regulation of keratinocyte differentiation
Molecular function (GO): protein tyrosine kinase activity; protein binding; protein serine/threonine/tyrosine kinase activity
Source: RefSeq, a predicted model, not a curated record